Messenger RNA from Tuber aestivum (summer truffle), 1106 nucleotides. NCBI's taxonomy places the organism in Eukaryota, Fungi, Ascomycota, Pezizomycetes, Pezizales, Tuberaceae. The record is from the annotation of a GenBank genome assembly.
GAAAAAAACCCAGCUUCGUUAACACUCACGUCCACCGGGUGUGGCACCAUGGGGGUCGCCAUUCCCUGCGGAAUCCCCUCCAGCCUCAAUAGCCUCCGGCUCCCCGGUGCUUCCUAUACUAGGACACCGACCGCUACCCUCCUCCCUACACGCUUCCACGAUGCCUCCAAAGGCCCCAUCUGCCUCCCCACGAAGGUCAUCGCCUGCAUCAAGCGUCCCAAGGCCGCUUGCCAAGUGGGCUGCUCAUUCGAGGGGUUUACCGGCAUGCCCGUUGGGGUCUCCACGCGUUGCAACGUUGAGGGGGCGUGGUGCGCGGGCGUGGUUGUUCUGGGCUGUGGGCCGCAAGUGUGCGCUGGUCUAUUGGGCGGGGAGGGUAUGUGCAAGGCAUUGGAGGGCAAGCUGCUCACUAGUAUUACUACUGGGGUUAAGAUUGCUGCGCUGGAUCAAGUGGUGCCUGGUACUACUAGGGUGGUUAGGGCUAUGCCAAAUACUGGAGUAUGGUAUCGCUUCAAAGGUACGAUUGUCACUAAUUACCCUUUGGAGGGCAAUUUCUGUUUUUUCUGGGAGGGUCAGUGUAUCAAGGGGGGAUAUAUUCGCGAAAUCGUGAGCGUAAUCGCGAUGGGGGGCCACAUUCCCACGGCAAAAAAGUAUCUAGUUUCCUGCAUACCGGUACUCUCGCAGAUCGGCUGCUCGUUGGUGCUCGGUUAGGAUCUCAGCGAUGUUUACACCACCAUGUGCAGAUCUGAUCCUGCUUUCUACGCUCUUAAUGUGGAGGUCAUGGGUGAUGGAGGGGCUGUGAUCGGAUUCCCGAGGGCGGAGGUGCAGGUGAUGGCUGGUAGACUUAGACAUUGCCGUCUCGAUUCCCUCUUGAUUCGCUUGUUUAUUUUCUGAUGUGGUUGGGUGUGUGGGGGUGUAUUGUGUGUAUGGAGGGUGCCUGUAGAAGGGCUUUGGUUGGCCAACAUCCGGCAAUUAUCCGGGAGCGGGUUUCCUCUGCAGCAGGCUGCAACAGCUAUGGCUUACUCAUCUUAGAAGCUGGAAUGGUUUGCUUGACCAUUGUUAGAACGGUCCACGAUGCUUCCAAUAUGGCCACUGGACUCGGUAAUAAG